This is a messenger RNA of Racocetra persica, 721 nucleotides long. The record is from the annotation of a GenBank genome assembly. NCBI's taxonomy places the organism in Eukaryota, Fungi, Glomeromycota, Glomeromycetes, Diversisporales, Gigasporaceae.
GAUAGGUAAAUGGGUAAUAGCUCAUACUGAUGAUGAAUUCACUUUUCUAACAACUAUCCAUGAGAAAUCCUCAAACUUAGGGAUUCCAACUUACUUUUUAUCCGAGAAACUUCAAAAAUCACAAGAACCUCAUGUAAAUGCGAUGCAUGUCUUAGUUGUUCCAACCACUGGAAUCUUUGAUUCUCAUGCCUUUAUGAAUUGGUUAGAAUGGAGAAUUAUAGAUAAUUAUGGUGAUAUUGCUGUCAAUUCUAAAGUUACCAAUAUAAUUCCUGAUAAUGAUGGUGAUAGAAGAGGAUAUAUCGUAGAAAUUACAUCAACCAAUUCCACACCAUCAAAGAUAAAAAUAUUCGCAAAAUCGGUGAUAAAUUCUGCGGGAUUAUAUUCUGAUAAAAUAGCGAAUGUGAUAUUACCUCCUUCACAUCACUACAAAAUUUAUUAUGUUAAAGGACAUUAUUAUAGAUAUCAUGGUAAUGAUAUCAAAGUUAAUCAUCUGAUUUAUCCUGUUCCCCCCAAAAAUUUGGUAAAUUUAGGAACACAUUUAACAUUGGAUUUAAAUGGUAGAAUGAGAUUUGGUCCUGAUGUUUUAUAUGUUCAAAGACCAGAUGAUUACGGAAUAAAUGAUGAUGAAAGUAUGAAAGAUACGUUUUUCAACGCUGUAAAAACGUAUUUACCAAAGAUUAAAAGAGAUAGACUUUAUGCUGAUUAUGCUGGGAUUCGGUAA